Molecule: messenger RNA, 1002 nt
Organism: Darwinula stevensoni
Lineage: Eukaryota; Metazoa; Arthropoda; Ostracoda; Podocopida; Darwinulidae
Source: the annotation of a GenBank genome assembly
GCAGCAAAUCUGGAAUACCAACAGAAUUGCUGAAUACAUCUAUGGUAGCUCUUAUAUACAAGGCAGCAUGGCUACUGUUCCCUUCAUAUCGCCACUGCUUACCACUCCUCUGAGUGAGAGCUGACAGCCCAAUAUUUUGCGACUGGGAUGUCUUGUGUUUGCCCUUUCUUUUUUCUGUUCAUUGUAACUGAAUUUCAAUCAUUUUGGAAGCCCAAUGGUCAGGUGUUAUUUAAAAAGGACCCAAAGAAGCUAAACAUGGGAAUGGUUUGUCUUGGGUAUAGCCAGCAGUUGCAGCAAAAAACCUAGUGACUCCUGAGGUAGGUGUUCUGCAAGGAAUGUGACCUCUUUCAAAAGAGAGCAAUGUGCUUUUGAUGCUGAGAUGUACCAAGCCUGUGUAGACCUGCAGUAUGUUGUGAGAUUUGUAAUUUUUGGUUUUCCUUCCUGUACACUUGGCAUUGAAUCCAUUUAUAUAGGUUUAAGGUAUCUACGUAUGAAGCUGUUUCACCCAGCAUUCCAGAAGGCAGUAGACAAUUGACAAAUCUAUAAUGUCUGCAAGUCAAGAAGAAAGUGAUGAGCCUGCUCCUGUAGACAGCAUGAGCUCCCAGGAGAAAACAGAAGAGCUCAAAACAGCUGAACAAGUGAAACGUGAUCCAACAGAUAAAGUUGAAAUCCUCCUCAAGCCUGUUGGUGAUGCUCCCAUCAUGAAGCUGAAAAAGUUCCUUGUGGAGCCAAGCAGAUCAAUUGCCAAAAUAAUAGAAUUCAUUCGAAAGUAUUUGAAACUUGGCCCUUCUGAGUCACUGUUCCUGUAUGUGAACCAGUCGUUUGCUCCUUCACCAGAUCAGAUCAUACAAAAUCUGUAUGAAUGCUUUGGUUCAGAUGGGAAACUUGUCCUCAAUUAUUGCAAAAGUCAAGCUUGGGGUUGAAAACCUUAAAUUUGCCCAACUGUGAUCUUUGUGUGAACUGUGUAAUGUGGUUUUUUUUUAUUUUCAUCCACCACUACAU